Exophiala dermatitidis NIH/UT8656 is the source of this 1622-nucleotide messenger RNA. RefSeq names its product thioredoxin reductase GliT. Lineage: Eukaryota; Fungi; Ascomycota; Eurotiomycetes; Chaetothyriales; Herpotrichiellaceae. The transcript has 3 exons. Gene Ontology annotation, molecular function: oxidoreductase activity. Bases 227 to 1249 code for a protein of 340 amino acids. The record is from RefSeq and is a predicted model, not a curated record.
CAUCCAGGAGCCGGGGAUUUGUGAGGUCAAUGUCAGAAUUCCGAGCUUCAAGCUGGCCCCCGAUGCGCAUUCCCCAUCGGUGCGUAGGGUGGGUCCUAGGUGCAAGUCUUUCACCCUAGUCCGCAUAAUGUGAACGCCUGUGGCUAGCAAGGCCUUGUUCUGAGAUAUAUACCAGUGGCAUGCCCUUACAAUUAUAUCCGUGGGCGAUGAAUUGUUCUGGUACACUAUGGCCUCCUCUAUCAAAGACGCCUUGAUCAUUGGGGCUGGUCCCGCAGGCCUUUCCGCGGCUCUCGGAUUGUCCAGGGUCCACCUAACCAAGAUAGUCUUCACCAAGCCGCGGAACGCUGGCUUCAGAAACCAAGGCGCCCACGAGAUUCACAAUGUUUUGACCAGAGACGGCACCCCACCUGCAGAGUUUCGCCAGAUUGCGAGAGACGAGAUUCAGAAGUACGGCACCACCGAAUUUGUCGAGGCAGAGAUCACUUCUCUCAAGAGGGUAGAACCGGAGAAUGGCGAUGGCAAUGCUGGCACAUCAAGCUACUUCGAGGCUGUGGAUAGCCAAGGCCGCAAUUGGCAUGGGAGAAAGGUUAUUCUGGCCACCGGUUCUACUGAGGUUUUGCCCACGGACAUUCCAGGAUACAAAGAAAAUUGGCCUCAGAACAUAUUCCAAUGCUUGUUCUGUGACGGCCACGAAAGAUCGCAUCUCCCGGCUGGCAUUAUUGGAUUCUCGCCGAUCCUCGCGCACGCGGCGCCGCUGUUGCUUCUUUUAGCCACCGAAUCAUCCGGCCCGCCAACAGUGUUCAGUAACGGCCCAAUACCAGAGACCGAGCCGAUGCAGAAGGCUCUGGACAAUGUUCGAGCCCUGGGGUGCAAGAUUGAGACUAGAAAAAUCGCACAGCUCGUGCCCGCCCAAGCACCCGACGUCGGCGUUACCGUGGUUUUCGAAGAUAACCAGCGGACGCACGUCGGAUAUCUGACUGACAGACCAACCACGGUAUUGGCUAGUCGACACCUGAUAGACCAGCUUGGGCUUGAAGUCGAGACACAUCCGAUCAUGGGAGAAAACAUCAAGGGUGUUGAGUUGGGCGGUGCCACCAAGAUCCCUGGGCUGUUUAUUGCCGGUGAUGCCGCCACUCCGCUAAAGGCGGUGACGAACGCCAUCAGUUCUGGAUCCAAUGCCGCUGCGGUCAUAACCCAGCAGAUAGCCGCAGAGAACCUACAGAGAAAACUCGCAUCCCGUCUGGCCUAGAAGAAUCUAUGCGUCGCCCUGGCCCACCCGGGAUUAUGGAGAGAAAUGCGCAACGUUCUAAGUUGAUUGGGUUUGUAGGAAGCACCAGUAGGGGACUUCAGAUAUACAUGGAUCACUCAGUCGCUGGACCCCAUGGCCGUAACAAUCUAUCUGCUUCUGCGAGAUACCUCAGCUGCUAAGACCAAGAGUUUCUUGUCAUAGUCUGCACCUAACACUGAUGGCCCCUCUGGAGUUCUUAUCUGACUGAGACAAUAUGCAAAAGGGCAAACUUCCCGCCGCGUCAGCAAAUAUAGGAAUUGUCCCUGUAAAAAGCAUAAUUCAGCAAGUCAUAUAUGAAGCAAUGGAAUGUGUGACGACUUAAACAAAUCUCACA